Molecule: messenger RNA, 1524 nt
Organism: Medicago truncatula (barrel medic)
Lineage: Eukaryota; Viridiplantae; Streptophyta; Magnoliopsida; Fabales; Fabaceae
Product: BURP domain protein RD22
Exons: 3
Coding region: 160-1317 (385 amino acids)
Source: RefSeq, a predicted model, not a curated record
AUUCAAGCAUACAACCGACAAAUAUCUAGAAACUAUUCCCUUCCUAUAAAUGGUGUGUAAGGCCACUUAGGGAUCUUCAUUCUAUCUUGCUUUCAGUUCCUCAAUCUUUAUCUUCAAUUACUACCAUUUAGUUGGAGCUCUAGUUCAUCAAUUUCCACUAUGGAAUUUCGUCAUUUAUCCAUCUUUAUCGUACUCAAUCUUGCACUUGUAGCAACCCAUGCUGCCUUACCCCCUGAAGUGUACUGGAAGUCCAAACUUCCCACAACUCAAAUGCCAAAAGCCAUCACAGAUCUCCUUCAUCUUGAUUGGACCGAAGAGAAAAGCACAUCAGUAGCUGUAGGAAAAGGAGGUGUGAAUGUUGAUUCAGGAAAAACAAAACCAGGAGGAACCUCAGUAAAUGUUGGAAAAGGUGGAGUCCAUGUUGAUGCAGGAAAAACAAAGCCAGGUGGAACAGCAGUCAAUGUUGGCAAAGGUGGAGUUCAUGUAAAUGCAGGUAAAGGAAAACCAGGUGGUGGAACAAGAGUUAAUGUUGGCAAAGGUGGUGUAAAUGUUCAUGCAGGAAAAGGAAGAGGAAAACCAGUACAUGUUUCAGUUGGAAACAAAUCUCCAUUUUUGUACAAUUAUGCUGCAAGUGAAACACAGUUACAUGAUAAACCAAAUGUAGCACUUUUCUUCUUAGAAAAGGAUUUGCAUCAAGGAACAAAGUUGAACUUGCAAUUCACAAAAACCAAUUCAAAUGAUGAUGCAAAAUUCUUGCCUAAAGAAGUUGCUAAUUCAAUACCUUUUUCUUCAAGCAAAGUUGAAAACAUCCUUAACUUGUUCUCCAUCAAGGAAGGAACAGAAGAAUCUGAAAUUGUGAAGAACACAAUAAGUGAGUGUGAAGAAAAUGGCAUCAAAGGAGAGGAAAAGCUUUGUGUAACAUCAUUGGAAUCUAUGGUUGAUUUCACUACUUCGAAACUUGGAAACAAUGUCGAAGCUGUUUCAACAGAAGUGAAAAAAGAAAGCAGUGACUUGCAAGAAUAUGUAAUGGCAAAAGGUGUGAAGAAAUUGGGAGAAAAGAAUAAAGCUGUAGUGUGUCACAAAGAGAGUUACCCUUAUGCAGUUUUUUACUGUCAUAAAACUGAUUCAACUAAAGUUUACUCUGUGCCUUUGGAAGGUGUUGAUGGAAGUAGAGUUAAAGCUGUUGCUGUGUGUCACACUGAUACUUCACAAUGGAAUCCUAAACAUUUGGCUUUUCAAGUGCUCAAUGUUCAACCUGGAACUGUUCCAGUUUGUCACUUCCUUCCUCAGGAUCAUGUUGUUUGGGUUUCCAAGUAAUCAAAAACUUUUCAAUUUCAUCCAUAGGAUUAUCCUUAAAUAAUAAACACUAUAUAUAGCAGCUACACUUUAAAUAUGUUAUAUGGUUACAAAGUUUGGGUAUUAUUUAUGUGUGACUGUAGCUUGCUUGUGCUUGUUAUACAUAGCACUGUGUAUGUUCUAAAUGAAAUACAAAUAUGCAAUAGAGUUGCUUUAAUUUGAUGAAAA